AUGUCCGGUGGCGGGCUUCCGGUGGCGGGCGUCCGGUGUCGGAUGUCCGGUGUUGGAUGUCCGGGCUCGGAAGCCCAGUCUGGGAAGCCCGACCUCGGAAACCUGUCCUCGGAAGCCAAAAUCCUGUGGCCGGCCGACCUGCUAUGGAUGCAAUUCCUGAGUGAACACAGCCUGUCGGCCAACCCGCUGUGUAUGCAGAUUCCUGAUGUCGUCCUUGUUGGUGGCUCGACUCGUAUCCCCAAGGUCCAGCAGCUCCUCAAGGAGUACUUUGGCAAGGAGCCGUCGAAGGGCAUCAACCCCGAUGAGGCCGUCGCGUACGGUGCCGCCGUCCAGGGUGGAAUUCUAUCGGGUGACGAGGAUUUCGGUGACAUUGUCCUUGUCGAUGUCUGCCCGCUUACGCUCGGUAUUGAGACCACUGGCGGCGUGAUGACCAAGCUCAUCGCCCGCAACACCGUCAUUCCCACGCGCAAGAGCCAAAUCUUCUCGACGGCCACAGACAACCAGCCUACAGUUUUGAUCCAGGUCUUUGAGGGAGAGCGGUCGUUGACGAAGGACAACAACUUGCUCGGCAAGUUCGAGCUUUCUGGCAUCCCACCCGCGCCCCGCGGUGUCCCGCAGAUCGAGGUGACGUUCGAAAUUGACGCGAACGGUAUCAUGAAGAUCUUCGCGAAGGACAUGGGAACCGGGAAGUCGAACUCUGUUACCAUCACGUCCGAAAAGGGCCGCCUGUCGCCCGACGACAUCGAGCGGAUGGUCAAUGAGGGGGAGGAGUUCACGGCGGAGGAUGAGGCACAGCGGAAGCGCAAGCGCAUCGAGGCGCUCAACGGGCUCGGUCGGCGAACGACGGACGGAUGA
This is a messenger RNA of Fomitopsis serialis, 855 nucleotides long. Its product is annotated as Hsp70 protein-domain-containing protein. NCBI's taxonomy places the organism in Eukaryota, Fungi, Basidiomycota, Agaricomycetes, Polyporales, Fomitopsidaceae. Gene Ontology annotation, molecular function: ATP hydrolysis activity; misfolded protein binding; ATP-dependent protein folding chaperone. The record is from RefSeq and is a predicted model, not a curated record. The transcript is spliced from 4 exons. Gene Ontology annotation, cellular component: membrane; cytoplasm; endoplasmic reticulum chaperone complex. Gene Ontology annotation, biological process: endoplasmic reticulum unfolded protein response; cellular response to unfolded protein; protein refolding. Bases 1 to 855 code for a protein of 284 amino acids.